AUUAACCAAGAGGCGCGGUUAAUCAAAUAUACAGAAUUCUACAACGAGUCCUUGAACCGGUUCAUUGAUUUCAUGGACGAUUUUAAGCGGUUCCGUGAACAGGACUUUGCGCUCUGUAACUUUCCAUUUGUAUUGACUGUCACCACUAAGGCCAACAUUUUAAAGCUCGAAUCUUCCGUUCUGAUGCGCGAGAAGCUACAACUCGCAUUCUUUCGUGCACUCUUUGCGGGCGUAAAUCCACCUUACCUACUGCUGACUAUCCGGAGAGAUCAUAUUAUUGAAGAUGCGCUUGUACAACUUCAGAAUAAGUCUCAUGAAGAUCUCAAGAAACAGCUAAAAGUCAAGUUCGUCAAUGAAGAGGGUAUUGAUGAGGGUGGUGUCCAAAAGGAGUUUUUCCAGUUGGCGAUGCGUGAACUUAUUGACCCCAAAUACGGGAUGUUUACGACAAACGAAGAAUCCCGUCUUUGUUGGUUUGCACAGAGUCCAUUAAACGAUGAGUUGGCUCUGGAUGAAUACAACAUGAUCGGUAGACUGAUCGGUCUCGCCAUCUAUAAUGGUAUUAUCUUGGAUAUUCAUUUCCCUUUGGCUCUCUAUAAGAAAUUAGCCAUUGCUGCAGAGACACAUAGUGAUGUGCAAAAAUUGGAUGAGUCGUGGGAUCUAGAUGAUUUAGCUGAGAUUGAUCCAACGCUUGCCAAGGGGUUGAGGCAGUUAGAGACAUUUGAGGGAGAUGUUGGGGAAGCAUAUGAUCGAACGUUCCAGAUCGAGUACGAAUCUUUAGGCCAAACAUUCCAACAUGAUCUUGUACCGAACGGAGCGUCCAUCCCGUUGACCAACCAUAACCGUUCUGAUUUUAUCAAGGAAUACCUCAAAUUUUAUUUCACAACAUCUAUUGCCAAACAGUUCAACGCGUUUAGUAAAGGGUUUCAUCAUGUCACCUUGGGUAGCGCAAUUCAGCUUUUCAGACCUGAGGAAGUUGAGCAGUUAAUCUGUGGCUCUCCGGAUCUGGACUUUCAGGCUUUGGAGAAGAUCACACAGUAUGAGGGCGGGUUUCACGCCAAGUCAAGGAUCAUCCGUUGGUUCUGGGAAACAGUUCACGCAUAUGAUGAAAAAGACAAGAAGCGACUGCUGUUCUUUGCAACAGGAUCUGACCGCGUGCCGAUUGGCGGUCUUGGUCACUUGUCCUUUACUAUUUCUAAGAAUGGGCCAGAUUCAAUGCGACUACCAACUUCUCAUACCUGCUAUAAUACCCUCAUGCUAUGUGCUUAUUCCUCCAAAGAACGAUUACAAGAACGACUUAUGACAGCCAUUGGAAACGCAGAAGGGUUUGGUCUCAUGUAAAGAAAUAUUCAAUGC
Lobosporangium transversale is the source of this 1353-nucleotide messenger RNA. RefSeq lists its product as hypothetical. The record is from RefSeq and is a predicted model, not a curated record. Gene Ontology annotation, biological process: protein polyubiquitination. Gene Ontology annotation, molecular function: ubiquitin protein ligase activity. The transcript is spliced from 6 exons. Lineage: Eukaryota; Fungi; Mortierellomycota; Mortierellomycetes; Mortierellales; Mortierellaceae. Bases 73 to 1338 code for a protein of 421 amino acids.